Messenger RNA from Harmonia axyridis, 1210 nucleotides. RefSeq names its product thyroglobulin-like. Bases 83 to 1195 code for a protein of 370 amino acids. Gene Ontology annotation, cellular component: basement membrane. The record is from RefSeq and is a predicted model, not a curated record. Lineage: Eukaryota; Metazoa; Arthropoda; Insecta; Coleoptera; Coccinellidae. The transcript has 7 exons. Gene Ontology annotation, biological process: cell-matrix adhesion.
CUUGAUAUGGAUAGAUAAAUUAUAUUAUCAAUGAAAAUAUGAAAUGAUAUUUAUUUGACUCAGAACAAGUGAAAUUAAGAAAAUGAUUUUUCUACUAUUUCUGUACCCUUUAUUAGUGCCACAAGUGCAAAGUUUGAAAUAUGACAUAGUUUCCGAUUAUAGUGUUGAUGAUUGUCUGAUGGUGGAUAAUAAUGAUAAACAAAAUUAUUUCGGUAUUGAUGCGGACAAGUUUCCUUACUGCUCUAAAUAUAAAGCAUUAACGACUUGCGAUCCAACAGAUAGUAAAUCUUGUCCGCCAGGUUUAAAAUGCGGAGAUUCAGGAGAAUGUGAGGUAGAUACUAACUCAUGUUUCAAAUAUUACGCCAAUGUACAAGGGAAUGAAAACAUACAAAAACUUUUGUGGACACCUGAUUGUUCGGGGGAUGGAUCUUGGGCCCCAAAACAGUGUAAAGGAGGAAGUGCAGGAAGAUGUUUCUGCUAUGAUAUGAAGGGACAAAGAAUUUUUGGAGAUUCAUUCAAUGAAAAUAGUGUCAAUAUGACUUGUGCGUGUAGUCGAAGAAAGGCUGAACUACUUGAUAGUUCAAACCCCAACAGAAGGACAUACGUAAGUUUUCACUGUGAUUAUCAAGGAAACUAUGAAGAAUUGCAAUGCGAUAGUGGACAUUGCUGGUGUGUCGAACCUAAAACCGGAAGACCUAUAUCUAUGAUUGUUCCAGAAAAAUCAAUGAAGUAUUUGCCAUGUUCUAAAACCCUUCAAGGUUCUCAGUACCUGAGAAAAUGUGAAUCCCAGGCUUAUGCUCAAACAAAAAUAAUAGAGAUAAUGAAAAGACAUGGCACUUCUUCACCCAACAUUCAAGUUGUAGCAUGUGGUAAUGACGGUAGUUAUGGACCUUAUAAAAUACAAAACCCUUCAAUCUAUUGUGUGAAAAGAAAUAACGAAAAAAUGUCCUACCAUCAAGAUAUAACAAAUUUGAGAGAUAUUAAUUGUAAUUGUGCUCAUGAUUCAGAUUUAUAUGAUCGUUUAGGUAAACCAUUCACAUUAGUCUGCCAAGACAAUGGUAACUAUGUUCCACUUCAAAGAAUAGUUGAAGAUAAUAAAGUUAAGAGAUUUUGUGUAGACAGUGAUGGAAACAAAAAAGUGGAUAGUGUAGAUGAGAAAGAAAAUGAUGAAUAUUGUAAAAAAUUCUAUGAUUAAAUCAAAUAACACUUU